AUGACUGUGACAGCUAGGGGAUCUACCACCCCCCUCACACCCCACCCAUCCUCCUCUCCUCCCUCCCCCCACCCCUCCUCUCCCCCCUCCCCCCUCUCUACCUCCCCCCUCACCCCCUCUCUCCUCCUCCCUCUGUCUGUCUCUGGGUUGGUGGCUGCCCUCUCCAUCUCUCUGAUCAUUCUACUGGUCCUGAUCUGCAAGAGGAACAAAGAUGUAGCAGCUGAACCCAGAGAUGUUACGUAUGCUGACGUUAGAAUCAUACAGGAACCACAACCCAGGAGAAGGAGAGAGAAGUCUCCAGGAGCUGAUCCACUCUACUCUGCAGUGAAGACCUCCAACACCACAGUUCCAGGUGGAUCCGUUCCAGGUGAUGUGACCUAUGCUGACAUCAACCACACAGAGAAGAGACAACACAACAGGAGUAGAGAGAAGGUCGUUCCAGACCCUGUCUACUCAGCGGUGAAGACAGACAGAGAUACAGGUCAAAAGGUCGUUCCAGACCCUGUCUACUCAGCGGUGAAGACAGAUAGACAGAGAUACAGGUAGAGCUGUAUCUGGAUCCAGGGACGAAACGUACAGACUGAGUGACCCUGUUCAUCAGAA
Messenger RNA from Oncorhynchus mykiss (rainbow trout), 603 nucleotides. NCBI's taxonomy places the organism in Eukaryota, Metazoa, Chordata, Actinopteri, Salmoniformes, Salmonidae. The record is from RefSeq and is a predicted model, not a curated record.